UCUGUGGUGCUCGGUCGAGCAUUAGCGACAGCCAGUGGUGACCAGCAGGCGCGGCGGACCACCGCCAGCGGUACGGACUGUACUGGCAGCGCGGCCACCAGCCAGCCAGCCAGCCUGAGCUGGUUAAUGAUAGCAUUAGGCCGCUACGACCACCUUUACUGAACUGUAAAACUGCUGGAGCUGUCGUUCGAUCGUGUGUCGUUCAAUGUAUAUCAGUGCUGCGUCAACGGUGUGAUCGUGAAGAGAAAAAGCGUGAAUAGGGCACGAUUUAAACGAAGACAAAGCCGAAGACAGCAGCAAAUUGCAAUUGAACGAUCGAAUCAGUUUGAUCGAAUAGGUUCGAAGCAAAAACUGCGUUGCAAUAUUUGAAAGCCAAUCAAUAACCCGCGCUUCAACGGUGAUCAAACGGUCGAUACUAAAAUCACUAUUGUGAAAACGUGAAGAAUCAUACGCAACCGAGUGAAUAUUAAUAGAUGAAAGCUUAUUACUAACCGGGUUACCGACGAACGACCCAUUGUCGUCUGCUUGAUUAAUUGCCAUCAGUCCAGUAACCAAUUGAUCACUAAUAUUGAUUGAUUGAUUGAUUGAUUGAUUUGGAUCGAUAUCAAAUCGAAGCAGGCAAAGAAGAGGUUAUCACUCUACGUCGUUUACUUUUCCGCCGUUGGUAACGAAGUGUGUAAAGAAAGAAAGAAAAAAAAAAGGGAAUGUUUGUGCUGUUUAUACACCCGGUGAUACGUUGGGAAAGUCAAUCGAGUGCUGUGAGUGCUGGCAGAGUUUUUCACUAAUAAUAGAUUAGUUUUCAACUUUGUUCUCUUCGUAGUUAGCGCGUGCACGCCGAGGGGUGACGCACAGGGGCGGCAGCGUUCAGUGAUUUUGCCUAUUAUGUCGUCAACGGUGGUUUUUUUCGCUGCCACAACGACGAAGAUGUGAGGUGUAGUCGACAACUGGCAACGCUGGCUAUUUAUCGACCAUACCGUGUGUGCUGUUUGCCCAUAUCGGAGAGGAACGUGAACAUGGUGCAGCAGUUGACUGAUUCGUGAAUCGUGUUGACUUGUGUUCGUGUUUCGCACCUCCGGAAACGCGAGGUGCCUUGGCUUGUUCUGCGAUUACUGAAACUACCAUACAGAUUUACUCGCUCAACAUCAGGUACAGCAUCGAAGAGAAGUUGUGGACGUGGACCUCUCAUAUCAACAUAUAUAUAUAUAUAUACACCUAUGUGUCCACCAUCCAUGCGUCCAGGUUCUGCAGCGUAAUCAUAAUUGUCCUAAUUAGAGCAAUGACAGAAACGGGCGAGACGCAAUUCAACGACGUAUUUCCAUCUAUUGAGCAUUCGAUUUAGCCUGCGCGUUGGUUACGGCAUCGUUGCGACGAACUCUCACUCAAUAGACCUGUCAUCAGCAGCAUCAGAUAUUCAUAUACAACCCUCAGGCAAAAUCAGAAACCGCGAAUUUCAGUGUGAAGAGUGGCAGUGACUGCGCGAUCGGUAAUGAAGCUUAGGGGUAGGUGAAUCUGUUCUGAACUGGAUACCUCAAUGACACCAACCUCCACUCGUUUGUACGCCUGCAUAAGUGGCAGCAGCCGACGGAACAGAUCUGGCUAUUUGUUAGUUAUCGUUACAACGCGGUGCAAUGCUAGUGAUAGGGAAAUUGAUGCCAAAAAAAUAUUAGAAUAAAGGAAGGUCAAACGAAUACUUGAAAGAAAAAACGAGAGAAAAAAAAAAGGAGGUUUUUAAAAUUCUAUUUCCACGCCUUCCCCGAAGUUUUACACCCCUACCAAUUCUUACUCUAUUUCCGUAUAUGUAUAUCCCUUCCGUUCGUAUUACUGCAUGUGCUACUACGCCUUGCUAUUCGUUCGAUAUCUCAAUGGUUUAAGCAACUUGUGCAAGGUGGAAGUUCGCAGCUCGGCCCUGAAAACCCGGGUCCGACCAGAAAUAUCACUACCAGCAAAAUGUGUGAAUGGAGCUCAUAUGAUUAGGAGCAGAAAUGCUAACAUUGCUGUUAAAGGAAUAACGAUCGUAGUGUGAGCUUAAUUAAGAGGGAUACACGCACAAUGGUGCCGCGAUUGAUCACUUCCUGGUGCGCGCGAGUUCGAUUCUCGAGUUUGCUUUUCACCCACGUAAAUGUCCAAUAAUUUUGCGCGAUCGUCGACCGCUUUGGGCUGCGAACUAUAUUUGAGACCAGUCAAUCUCGAACGAGCCGAGUCUGCUAAACGAAGUCUCUAAGAAAGCACGCCGAUCGACAGAGUAAUCAUGCCCUGUAACGGCUUCAAACGCCAAAUCCCACCUACAUACCCAGCGAAGUCUGGCAUUCGAUCACUGCAUGAAAUAUAUAGUCGUUCUAAUUGACAAAAAAAAGGAACGAAAAAAUUUUUUAAUGCUUAGCCUCGACCCAACUGAGAACGGCCACCUGCGACCCUAACAAUUUUCCGGUUAGAAAUAGAUCUGCAGUUACCGCUAAAACGCUCUCCGCCGAGUGAAUCAAAGGACUCUUACCUAAAAAUGAUACCACUACCCUAUCCGGGUUACAUAGCCCAACACGGUUUCAUCCUAAACAUCAUACGCCACAAGGCGGUGCCGUUUUAAAUCUGUCUAUAACGCAAGGAAUUGGAAGGGCAAUUCAGCGUUCGAGCUAUGAAGUUGCGAUGCUCAUGAUUGACCUAGAUCAUCGUUCCACUCAGCGUGCCCCGCCUGCCCAAAGGGAGUCCGUACGCCUUCGAGAUUACUCAGCUGCUGUGAUGGAGGGCCCCUGUUCGCGGCCAACGACGCCCUCGACGCCAUCGUUGGAACAUCGCGAGGUAGCCCAAUUGCUCGACGACAUCCGCCGUUUACAGGCCACUGUCGAGGCGCUGCGCGAAUCCAGCGCUAAACAGAUCUCACAGCUCGAGCGGCUGGUCAAAGAGAAGAGCCGCACAAUCCAGCAGCUCGAAGAGCAACUCGAGCGACAAAAGGACUAUGAUGAUUUGAAGACGCAACUACGGAAGUUGCAUAAUGGCACUGCUGCUGUUGAUCAAUUGCAACAAAUACAACAGCAGCAGCAGCAGCAGCGGCAGCAGCUGCAAGAAAACAGCUGUAGUAACAACGUCAAAAGUGAACGUGACAGCGCAGAGUCACCGCGGUUACACGACAGCUUAGUUGACGAUAAAGCCGAAGAAAAUGAGCGCGGAAGUCUGCAACAAAACGUUGAGGCGUUUGGGUCGCUCUUGGGGGAGGAGAUCGUCUCGACGUUCUCUCGAAUGCUCAAACGGGAAGGCUCAGAGCCGGCACUUCCGUGUGGACAGUCAAGUCCGCCUGCCACACCGAAGUCACACGAUGACAUGUCGUCAGGGACCGAAGGCUCCGGCUCGCGUUUCGGCGAGGAACACGCCGCCAGUCUUGAGCGCCUCCAGGAAUGCCUACGUCAGAACGUCGACAAGUAUCAGUCCGAAGCGUUAAAUACGGGCAACAUUGCUAGAUGCGUCAGAGAGCUACUCAGCGUGCAUAAUAUUGGGCAGAGGCUUUUUGCCAAGUACGUUCUGGGUCUGUCUCAGGGCACCGUGAGCGAACUUCUCUCGAAACCAAAACCGUGGGACAAGCUGACCGAAAAAGGCCGCGACUCAUACAGAAAAAUGCAUGCGUGGGCCACGGAUGAGAACUGUAUCAUGAUCCUCAAAGCACUCGUGCCACGCAAGGGCUCGAAGGAUACGCCGUCCACCCCGGUCGGUGCUUUCCGUCAUGAAGACCUUGCUGAGGACCGAAUCGUUCAGAUCCUUUCCGAGGCCCAGCAGGCAAUGAUCACGCCUAUGACACCGAAGAAGGAGGAGCCCGACUCCGACAAUGCCGACAGCCCUCAGAAUCUCAGCAAGAAGAAACAGGAUGACAAGGAAAAGGAUGGUGUUGAUCUACCGCAAGAUAUCAACCACAUUGCUCGGUUCUAUCAUGAAGAACUGGCCAAGCUAAUGGGUCAGCGAGUCGAGGAUAGUUUCCGCAACCCCGCGCCAGCUUACGACAUGAAACAAGAAGAGGUUCGACAAGCUUUAUCGAUCUAUCACCAGGAGCUGUCGCGACUGUCGCUGGCAUUGGCGCCCGGCCACGAACUGGCCCGCUUCGGCGCUGCUUUACCAGGCGCCUUAUUCAAUGGUCUCAACCUGCAAGCCAUCGCCGACCCGCGCGGUCGGGAAGCGCUCGAGCGCCAACAGCAAAGCGCGUUCUCGAUGGUACAAGCUGCGCAGGCGGUACAGGCUCAGCAGCAGGCUCAGGCUCAACAGCAACAGCAGCAACCCAGAAAAUAUCCGGCGCAAAGCCCGCCCGCCGUCUUGAGCGUGCCCGAGACAUCCACUGCCGAGGACAGCAGCAGCAACCCCUUGCAGCGGAUGCAGAGCAUUACCAACUCACUCCUGACGCAGUCAGCGAUGCCGGCUCUGGCAACACCCAACCCACGUCAGGCCAAAGCCGUGUUACCCCCCAUCACGCAGCAGCAGUUCGAUAAAUACAACAACCUAAACACCGAAGAGAUUGUUAAGAAGGUCAAGGAGCAGCUUUCUCAGUACUCUAUUUCGCAGAGACUCUUCGGCGAAAGCGUACUGGGACUCUCCCAGGGAUCGGUCUCUGAUCUUCUCGCGAGACCUAAACCGUGGCACAUGCUCACUCAGAAGGGUCGGGAGCCCUUUAUCCGUAUGAAGAUCUUCCUGGAGGACGAACAAGCCGUGCACAAGCUCGUCGCAUCACAGUACAAGAUUGCCCCUGAGAAACUUAUGCGCACCUCGGGAUUUACCGCUGCCACUAUCCCAAAAGCACCACCUGUACGCCACCACUCAACCGCCAUGCCAUUUGAGCAUAACGCCGCUGCGGCGGCAGCAGCCGCAGCAGCGGCGGCAGCCCAAGCCAUGCCGAAGAACUCUUCCAUUGAGUCCCUUCAGGCCGCCAUGAAGGAGCAGGUCCACCUCAAUCUUGCGCAACCUCCCGCGGUCGCAUUGGCCGCGCUUCAAAGGCAGAUUCCCCUACCCAGUCAUUCACCUUCACCGACACCCACUACAGCCGCCCCAACUGCGAACGCUGGCAACCUAAACUCACUUAACACCACUCCCAACAAGAAUAAUGCGGCCAUUAGCAACAAUCGCGUACCUUAUUUACAGCCAUCAGUCUACGAAAUGGCAGCUCUUACCACGGACCUCGACACUCAGGUCAUAACCGCUCGCAUCAAGGAGACGCUGAUGGCACAUAACAUUGGUCAGAAGAUCUUCGGAGAGGCCGUACUAGGUCUGUCACAGGGCUCCGUAAGCGAACUGUUGUCCAAGCCCAAGCCUUGGCAUAUGCUAUCGAUUAAGGGUCGAGAGCCUUUUAUACGCAUGCAGCUAUGGCUAAACGACCCCCUCAAUGUGGAGAAGUUGCAGGCUUUAAAGAACGAGCGACGCGAGGACCUCCGUCUGUUUGCGGCCAACAAACGGCGAAGGGGCCCGGAGGCCGAUUAUCCCAGGAUAGACCUACCAGGUUUUCCAUUCCCUUCGCCAAAUUCACCGUUCCCGGCCGCCAAGAAGCCUCGGGUGCUGUUCACCGAUGAACAGAAGGAGGCUCUGCGUCUAGCUUUCUCCAUGGAUCCCUACCCAGGAACGUCAACGAUCGAAUUCCUUGCAGGGGAGUUGAACCUCUCGGUGCGUACCAUCACCAAUUGGUUCCAUAACCAUCGAAUGCGGCUGAAGCAGCACUGUUCGCCCAACCCCGACGAUCCCCGGCCACCUGAGCUCAAUCCGGCGAUGCGCGACCAAGGUAAUACGUUUGAUCCAGUUGCUUUCCGCGCAGCGCUUGUCCAGCGUUUACGCGAUCUGCAGUCUAGCGAUCGAUCGACGUCUCGCAAUUCGACUCCACCAGCCAUCUCGUACAACAGUUACUCGCCUUCGUCAACAAAUGACGACGGCACCCUUGACUUAUCAAUGGCUACGGGGGGUCACAAGAGCGAUAACGAAAACGACAAUGACAACGACAAUGACGAUAGUCAGGAGCCGACAGCAACAGAAGGUAGCGAUCGCGACUCGCUUGACGGCGCUGCUCAGGCUAAAACGUCUUCAUCACGCAGGAAACCAGCCAUGCCCAAGUGGAUCGAUCCGGGACUGAAUGACUGCGAACAGGACGAGCACGACAUACAUGAGCCGGAGCUGAUUAUCAAUGGGGUGUGCCGUGUGACCAACGAUUUGCGCGCAGCGAAAGAAAAAUUGGGCAGUCUUCUCGGUGACUCGAUCGAGGUCGUACGCAUCGAUCCUGUCGCGCCUUCCCCUGCAGCUGACGACCUCAGCAGUAAGAAACGCGAAAGCAACAACAACACAACCGACGAUAACAAUUCAACCAGUCAACAACAGCUCACUCCAACACAAACCCAUUCCGAUGACGAUUUCUGAACACAAAUAAAGAUUGAUCGCGUGGAGCGUAGCAGAUUUCUUCGAUAUGAAACGCUGGACCAUUUGACUACUCGACUGAGUGGGGAAGCGUUUUCGCCGCGAGGCGCUGCUUUGGCCGAGCCGAGGCAGCGAUCUAGCAUGGGCUGCGAAGGCGCGUAAAUAAAGCUGGCAAGUAAGGAAAAAAGCUAGUAUACAAGGCAAAUAAAUACGUAGAAACAAACGCAACGCAUCGUUUGCUUUAACUAUCACCUUUCGGGUGCCAAAAUGACGCCAUUUAUUAGUUUCCAGCAGGAGAAAACAUUGCAGAGCAUUCAGAUAGGACGGAACUGAAUUCGCCGGCUGACCGUUCAUUGACCAUCAAUGAAGAAAACGAUAAAUAUGAUAUCAAAUAAUGAAGAAUAAGGAACGAUGUUGUCAACAGUAUCAUUCAUGCAUGCACUUCUGUAUAUAGUUUUUUUUCUCGUUUAGAUGAUCAUAAUGAAGAGAAAUAAUUCAUUCUAAUAGUAACCUAUGUUCACAUACAUUAUCAUCAUGAUGAAGACAAUGACCAUUAAUACGAAUACUAAUAUUGCCACUAUAUAUAUAUAUAUAUAUAUAUAUAUAUAUACAUACCUGUCGUUUAGAAUACGUGUAGAAUAUAUAUUGUAGCACCGUCGCCAAAGAGGUCGUGCUAACGCACAACCGCGGUACUUAGGCGUUCCCCCCGUAGACGAAUUAAAAUAUAAAUAUAUGUACAUCUAUGUGAACACGAAAAUGACACCAUAAUAAUUCUAAAAUGAAGAGAAAAAACAGAAGAAGCUACAAAAUCCAAUCAUCUAAUAGAAUCUGUAACGAUAUAGAAUGAUCGCGAUCACCGUGAUAAUUUUAAUGACCCCCGCUUUGCCUUAGUCUUUCCCGCAACCAUGUCCCAGACAGAACUUGCGUAUUUGUACAUAAUGUUUAUACGCCGCCGCAGUACUCAUUCCCUUACCGUAGAACAAGCAAACCACAAAUAACGAGAGCGAGAAGCUCCCUCAAACACGCUUGGGCUGGUACAGACACGUUCAACACGCAUCUUAGACAAAACACAGUUGUCCGAUAACAACAAGCAAAUAAACAGACCGACCCAUUACGAGACAAAAACAGAGCUGUCAGUGAACUCAUAUGUGACGUGUUUCGAUCUUCCCCCGAAGCAGGCGGGGAGCAAUAAUGCAUCUUCGGCUUGCUCCCCGUCCGCAAAGAGACUAUAUUAGGAUAAAACACCUCAGCGGGGGCUGGAUUCGGGGCACAUUCAUGUAUGCAAACGGCCAACGUUUAUUCAUUCCAGGCGCCCAUAAGAUGGGACCUGUAUAUAGAAUCUCUUUUCUGAGACUUACCAGCGGCCAAGUAUAGUUGAACCGAAUAUGGCCUGGAAGCCCCGGAGCAUUCAUAAAUAGAAAUCCGAGGCUAUUGCUGGCUUCGAUUCGAAGACACGUUGGUAACGGCAGGGCCUUUAGAAUCCUAUGAGACAAAAACAGUAGUGCAUACCAAAAAAAUGCCACCCCCGACAUAUUCGCCCUUUGCGUUCAAAAAAGGGGAAAGACAAAGAAGGUAAAAACGUAGGAGAAGGAAAACGCAAAAAGGGAAUCGGUGAUAAAGCGACCGGAAAUUGACUUUAGAAACUAGAGACGAAAAAUUCAAAAGAUGACACAAACACACACACACACACACACACACACACACACACAUAUGAAACACGUUAACUGUACUUAGCAAGGAGAGCGUAGAAAGGUGUAGUUGCGUCAGAAACACGUGACGUAACGUUUAAUUGCAUAAUAACAAAACACUGUAAUAUUGUGACAAGAUGUACCCAUAGGAAUCAUAAAGAUGAGACAUUAUUAGAAUGACCUAGAUCGAUGCAAGGAUAUUGAACGCCAUAUAUGGAAUAUGGGGGCGGUGACGUGCGGGCUCUAGCAACAACAGCAACGAUAAGAUCGAUGCUAGCAUCGAGGCGAAAACCGCUUCUCGCCAUUCUUAGAUCCUCAGUAUUAUUAAGGGUAACUUAUUUUAUUAUUAUUAUUAUUAUUAAUUGCAGAUCUUAUUAUAAAUAUUUGUUAUACACACACAAUGGUCGUGUAAGUGGAAUUGAUCGCUGAAGGUAUAACGAUGAAAUACUGGAUUACAAAACACCCGCUGUACCAUAUAUAUAUAAGAAAUCAAGCUUGUUGCACACGCAUGCCGGCCUGACUGAAAUAUUACCCAACAACCAAUAUAUAUAUAUAUAUAUAUAUGUGUGUGUAGGACACAAUCGAUAAAAUGAGCAGAGGACGCAACGCUUCCCGGUCCACUUCCCGGUGACAUUACCCAAAAAAACACUCAAGAAUAGUUGUAAUAGUAGAUUUAUAUAAAUAAUGAUAUGAGUAAUAUAAAUAAAUCUGUAAAUAUCUUCUUUAUUAGCGUAUUUCUCUCAGAUUACGCACAUAUGUGAUAACGCGAGAGAGAGGCAGACCAAACGAGAGAAAGUGGCUUUGUGUGAAAGGAAACGGAAAAGAGAGAAGCAAACAUGAAAACACAACUUUAACAUGAAGAGGAAUGGUCGGUUCGUGUCAACUGGCACCGCGUGCGCGUAAGGCGGCAAUCCCACAGCAAUGGCUGGUUUGUCCAACAGGAAGCCGGCAUUUUCCGUGGUGAGUGUUGGCGCCUUCAGUGUCAAAAUUGCAGUCUUGGGGAAUAGCCGUCUUCGUGGUCAGCUACCACAAAAGUCUCAGGGCUGAGCUGGGAGGCAGGUUAUUCAUGCGGUGGGGUAGGAGUCUCAGUCGAUAUGCAUGAUAUGGACGCUUGCAUUUGUUCCAAUAGACGCGGAUGCAUGUGGGUCCAGAAGUCCUCGGGUCAUGUUGUGAUAGCCAAUCAUCCGGUAGUCCAUUAAACUUCCUACAGGGAUCUGUCACUGAGGGAUGACAAUAUUGGAUGGGUUGGUUAGUGUCAACGCUUUGGCGCGGACCCCAGUCAUCGUCGUGACUUACCCUGACGCAGACAACACACAGAAGAAUAUCAAGUUGAAAAACACUUACAUAUACAGCAAUCAAACACAAUUCGUUACCACAACAGAAAAUCACCUCCCCUACCCCCACGCUGGUCACCUGCAGACGCUCCCGCAAACGUUUUAGGACAUCAACGUCUACAAUGAGCUCGUGCCGUUGGCCUAGGCCAGAUAUAUACAAGCAAGCAAAUAUUAGAUACACGAACAGUAAAAACACACUCACUCACUAAUAUGUACACAUGCAAGCACACAUCUGUAGGACACACAUCUUUAAAGACCUUGCCGACACUGGAGCAGGACGUGCAGAAUAGAAUCGAAAAGCCGAAUUAGGAAAAGAGAAAUUGCGAAAAAUUGUACGUGAAGAAGAGGAGCGUUGGAAAGCAAAAAUGAAUGAGAAUAAGUAAAUGAAGGUAUAAAAAAAAGUAAAAAGAAGAUAAUGAAACCGUAAAAGUGAAGAGAAAAUUGUAAAAGUAUGAAAAAAGGCAAAUGCGCUAUAGAGCGAUGGCGGAAUGAAGGAAUGAACGAGUGGUGUGCAAUGCAGCUGAUCGAUUAUAAUGAUCAUAAUUAUAAUAUUAUUAUUGAGGCAGAAGACGAAUAAUUACUAGUAUAAAAUAAUAAUAAUAAUAAUAAUAAUAAUGAGAAUAAAAUGAUGAUCUUGAAUGUACUUGCAUCUCGUAGAGGUGGCGAUAAAGAUGGUGAAGAAGCUGCUGCUAAUUACGAUGGCGAAGACAAAGAUAAUGGUAGUAAGUGGUGAAAUGACGAAGGUUAAGAUUAUAUAGAUGUGUGUGAAGCUCUGGACCGAAGGUCUUCUCAAGUGUGUGAUUGAUCUUCGCAUAAAAUGAUGACAUGAUAGAAGCUGAUAAGCAUGAUAAGAGAGGACAACGGUUUAUUUGUGCAGUCUGUGUUCAUAUUCAUCUCGCGUAAGAACUGAGAAUUGAAUGAGAGAUAGAGACAGAGAGAGAGAGAGAGAGAGAGAGAGAGAGAGCGAGCGAGAGAGAGAGAGAGAGAGAGAGACUAAACAAUUGGUAAUGCUGAUAAAAACGAUGAAAAUGACGACGACAUAUUACCAUACCGACGAAAACUCUGAUGAACACGGUGAUUAUAUAAUAAAAUGUAAAAUAAAGUAACGAAAUAAAGUUGAUCUUUGCCUCGUCGAGAAGAA
Messenger RNA from Varroa destructor (honeybee mite), 10526 nucleotides. It is a transcript of the gene ct, whose product is annotated as homeobox protein, cut. Gene Ontology annotation, biological process: regulation of transcription by RNA polymerase II. Gene Ontology annotation, molecular function: DNA-binding transcription factor activity, RNA polymerase II-specific; RNA polymerase II transcription regulatory region sequence-specific DNA binding. Lineage: Eukaryota; Metazoa; Arthropoda; Arachnida; Mesostigmata; Varroidae. Gene Ontology annotation, cellular component: nucleus. The record is from RefSeq and is a predicted model, not a curated record.